GGGGCUAUGACGUCACACUCCUGAAGUGAAACUGAAAGUUUGUUGAGCGACAGUCGAGACGAGUCUCUGUGUUUCUGUCCAAAGAAAUAUUAACUCUGCUCGUCGGGGUUUUCUCAACAGCUGACCCACAAACUGAUAUGGCUGCUGCCAGCAAUCUGCCAUCUGAAGAUCAGUUCCUGUGCUCCGUCUGUCUGGAUGUGUUCACUGAUCCAGUCACCACACCAUGUGGACACAACUUCUGCAAGAAGUGCAUCACUGAACACUGGAAUGUGAGUGACAGGUGCCAGUGUCCCAUGUGCAAAGAGGUUUUCACCACCAGACCAGAUUUGAGGGUCAACACCUUCAUCUCUGAGAUGGUUUCUCAGUUCAGACAGUCGGCUCAACAGAAAGCCAGCAGCAGCAGCUCAGAGCAACAAGAGUCCAAACCAGGAGAAGUUCCCUGUGACGUCUGCACUGGAACCAAACUGAAGGCCCUGAAGUCCUGCCUGGUGUGUCUGGCCUCCUACUGUGAGACUCACCUGGAGCCUCAUCUGACAAUGUCAGGCCUGAAGAGACAUCAGCUGAUGGACCCUGUGGAGAACCUGGAAGACAGGAUGUGUACGAAGCACGAUAAACCUCUGGAGCUGUUCUGUAGGACCGACCAGACGUGUGUCUGCAUGCUCUGCACUGUGUUAGACCACAAGAUGCACAAGUUUGUUCCUCUGAAGGAAGAAUAUGAAGGAAAGAAGGUCGAGCUGGAGAAGACAGAGGCUGAACUUCAGGAGAUGAUCCAGAAGAGACGACUGAAGAUUCAGGAGGUCAAACACAAAGUGGAGCUCAGUGAGGAAGAUGCAGACAGAGAGAAAGCAGAAGGUGUUCAGGUCUUCACUGAUCUGAAGGAGUCUGUUGAGAGAAAACUGAACGAGCUCAUCAAUACGAUAGAAGAGAAGCAGAGAACAACAAAGAAACAGGCUGAAGACUCCAUCAGAGAGCUGGAACAGGAAAUCUCUGAGCUGAUGAAGAGAAGCACUGAGGUGGAGAAGCUCUCCCUCUCUGAAGACCACCUCCACCUCCUCCAGAGUGUCCAGGCCCUAAACAUCCACCAUCCACCACCCACCAAGGACUGGUCUGAGGUCAGUGUUCCUCCAGCAUCAUAUGAGGGGACUGUGGUGAGAGCUGUGUCUCAGCUGGAGGAGACUCUCAGUAAAAAGAUCAAGAAGCUGGUUGUUGAAGUUGAGCUGAAGAGGGUCCAGAAGUUUGCAGUGGAUGUGACUCUUGAUCCUGAAACAGCUCAUCCUCAACUCAUCCUGUCUGCUGACGGGAAACAAGUGAAACAUGGUGAUGUGAAGAAGAAUCUCCCAGACAACCCAGAGAGAUUUUCUUCUUGUUCUUGUGUCUUAGCAAAGCAGAGUUUCUCUUCAGGCAGAUUUUACUUUGAGGUUCAAGUUAAAGGAAAGACUGAAUGGACUUUAGGAGUGACCAGAGAGUCGAUCAACAGGAAGGGAGACUUCACACUGAGUCCUCUGAAUGGUAUCUGGACUUUAUGGUUGAGAAAUGGAAAUGAGUAUAAAGCUGCUGCUGGUCCUCCAGUUGUUCUCUCCCUGAAGUCUGGUCCUCAGAAGGUGGGGGUGUUUGUGGACUAUGAGGAGGGUCUGGUCUCCUUCUAUGACGUAGAAGCUGCAGCUCUCAUCUUCUCCUUUACUGGCUGCUCCUUCAGGAAGAAACUCCUCCCAUUCUUCUGUCCUAGUCUUAAUUAUGGUGGUAAAAACUCCUCCCCUCUGAUCAUCUCUCCUGUCAAUCAAACUGCCUGAUUCUUUUUUACCAUCAGAAAGUCCCUGAACAAUAAUUAAUCACCAACAAUACAUAUUCACAUUAAAGUAGUCUUCAUACAUCCAGUGUAUUUAUACACCAGACAAAGUUGUAAUACUACAAUACUGACACAGCGGUCAAUAUGUGGACACCAAUCAAUUAGAGACAUAAAACAAAACAAACUGACGGACUGAUACAUUUGAAAUAAAAAGACGUAAUGUCAUUUAUGGUAAUAAAUGUACAUAUUUAGUGAUAAUAUCUCUUGUGAACUUGUUUUCAUCUGAAUAUGAUGUGUCAGUAAUCAUUUGUGUCCCUCAAACAGCUUCAGGGUUAAAACAUAAAAGUAUCUUUAAGUUUGAGUCACUCUUAUAAAGGUUAUUUUUCUAUUGAAAGGCUUCUUAAAGAGACCUGAGAGCUCUGUGACGCUCUGAGGAGUUGAACUUGAUUUAAGAACGUUAAGGUUGUAAUUGUACUGAUUUACAUUUAUUUUAGUUUUACAUUCAGAUCGUAUUACUUGUGGACUGUGGGUGUAACUCUGUUGAUCUCCACACAUGUUAACAGGGAGGAUGUCUUUCCUCAAACUAUAUUAUGUUAAAGGGACAGUGUUUGACAUUCAGGGGGAUUAAUUAGCAGCAAUGGAAUAUAAUAUUCAUAACUAUGUUUUAAUCCGUGUUUAAUGACCUCAGACUAAUAAUCGUAGUGUUUUCGUCAUCUUAGAAAAAGACAUUUCUAUAUCCGUCGGGAGCAUUCCGCCAUGUUUCUACAGGAGCCCAGAAGGGACAUUUGCUCUUUAGAGAGCCUUUCGCCUUUUUUACAUGACUGUACGGGUGCGUUCAGGAUCCCCGGUGAUAAAUUACCGGAAUACUGAUGAGCCGCGACAUUAGUACUCUUUAAUGUUAAGAAAACCUUUUGAUUUCAUUUAAUUUCUAUUUUGUCCUUUUUUUUUUUAUUUGAUGUAAAAAAAAAGAAGAAAUCCUGUACAUGAAUAUCUUUUGAUGGCUGUUCUGUUUGUGUAUUAAUGCCUUAACUACUAAAUAAAAUUGGUUCC
Cyclopterus lumpus (lumpfish) is the source of this 2836-nucleotide messenger RNA. Its product is annotated as E3 ubiquitin-protein ligase TRIM21-like. Gene Ontology annotation, molecular function: zinc ion binding; protein binding. NCBI's taxonomy places the organism in Eukaryota, Metazoa, Chordata, Actinopteri, Perciformes, Cyclopteridae. The record is from RefSeq and is a predicted model, not a curated record. The transcript has 2 exons. Bases 138 to 1790 code for a protein of 550 amino acids.